This is a messenger RNA of Symbiodinium sp. CCMP2592, 1356 nucleotides long. The record is from the annotation of a GenBank genome assembly. NCBI's taxonomy places the organism in Eukaryota, Dinophyceae, Suessiales, Symbiodiniaceae.
AUGAAGGUUACGCCAGCUGCCUGGGCAGAAGGGGUUGACAGCCUGGCACACGUCCGGCGGCACUGUCAGACGCUGCUUUUUCUCCAGGAGACCUAUCGGCAGGUCCAGCAGCAGCUGCCGCCAGGGCUCCCCGAGGCAGCAAGGCUCCAAGAGCUCUUCCAAUCCUUGGCAGAGCAGUGCAAGGAAGGCAUCGAGAAAGCAAAGGCAAUUCUUGGGAGGAGCGAAGAAGACUUCAUCUUCACCCCCAAGUACUACUACUCGGAGCUUCGUCUCCGUCGGAACUGCCUCCUGCCGCAACACCAUGAGGCUUUUCUGGAGCCUCAGUUGCUCAGCUUCCUGGCCACAGAAGUCGUGGCCCUUCUUAGAAUGCAGGAAAGGUGCGACUACCUCGCGAAAGCUGCAGGCCACGAAGUGCCGGAGUUGGAAGACUUUUGGACCCGAUGCGUCGCAGCGGCACACAACAAUGCCGUUGAGCUAACUGUGGCGAUGAUGCGGUCCUUCUCCGAAGAGGCGGUGAAGGAGCUGCAUUCCUGCUUUCAGGAGGAGCAGCUUGUGUGCACGGAAGUCGUGGAUGGUUCCACGGGCCGUGUUCGCUUCGGCUCCUCCCCUGCCACAGCUAUGUCACUGGACUUGGACGAUCUUGAUGAUGAGGACGAUGACGAAGGGGACGGCGACUUUUGCUCAACCAAAGCAAAGCCAAUCUUUGUGGUGUCUGACUGCACCGGUGAGUCCGCCGAGAGGACGGUGCUCUGUGCUCUCGGCCAGUUCGGACAUUGUUUCGAGCGCGACUGUCCAGCGGACGUCACGACUUUCCGCUUUGCGACGGCGGGCAUGAUGGAGGACAUUGCUCGCCGGGCCAAGGACCGGAACGCCUUCGUCGUGUACACCUUGGUCGACCCUGUCGCGAACGCGCACCUGCGGCAGUAUUGCCAAGAGCAAGACGUUGAAUGCCACGACUUGUGGAGUCCUCUUUUGGAGAAGCUUGAAGGCUACUUCGAUGCCAGCCGACUUGGCAUUCCAGGCAGACGUCAAUUUGCAGAUUCGAGCUACAUGCGGAUGAUUGAGUGCAUUGAGUACACGCGACUCUUCGAUGACGGCGUGCAGCCACAUCGCUGGGCGGAGGCCGACCUCAUGAUCAUUGGGCCGUCAAGAAGUGGCAAGACUCCUUUGGCAUUCUUCAUGGCCCAAAGAGGCUACAAGGUUGCGAACUAUCCUUUGAUCCCCGACGAGACCAUUCCCGAGCAGCUGUGGUCGUUCCCACAGGACCGCAUCUUCGCCCUGAAGAUCGAGCCUAAGAAGCUGGCGAGAAUUCGUCCGCCUCCCGGGAAGCUCUCUGCCUGGCUCCUAAGGGCCUAA